Messenger RNA from Darwinula stevensoni, 990 nucleotides. The record is from the annotation of a GenBank genome assembly. Lineage: Eukaryota; Metazoa; Arthropoda; Ostracoda; Podocopida; Darwinulidae.
AUGGAAUUGAAGCUAAUGCGGGGACUGGCCCCUCUCCCUGAUGGUGGGUACAUCAGGGGUCCCGCCAGUCCUGAUGAAACCCUCCUGCGAGAGCGCUGUGAGAAUGGGCUAUGCCCUGAGCCUCAAUACAUUUCACCAUGCACCUGCUCUGAUUUCGAGGAGUCGGAAAAUGGCACUGUGGAUUGCUCGGACGCAGAAACGACUGCAAGUAUCUUCGACACCUUCAAUAAUGCUUCGUGGUCUUCGACUGAACUCAUGAAGUUCAGGCUCAGCGAAAGCAAGGCAGUGCUUGACCUUUCACAUGGCAUAUUUGGCAAUAUCACCUUCCAGAGGAUAUAUACAUACAAGACAACGAUCAGAACCAUCCAUCCCUCGACCUUGAACUCAUCUAGAGAGAGGCUUCAAUCCUUGAACAUAUGGAACAGUCGCCUGGAGGACUUCCCAUUCACCGUCCUCCCUGAAUUAACCAACCUGAAGAUCCUGGAUCUCCAUGGGAAUGCCUUGAAGACGGUGCCACCCCUUGAAAGCGAGAGUCUAAAGGAGCUCUACCUGUAUGACAACCAAAUAGCCACAUUUCAGGGAAACUUGAAUAUGCCCAACUUGAAGAGCCUAAACAUCGCUGGUCACGCUGACCUUUCGUACAACUACGACACGACCCUUGUCGUCCGACGAGGUGGAGGAGGUUUGGACUGGGGCAUGGGGCUCGAAGGCUGGUAUACUGUAGUUGGUAGUCGAGCUGGUGGUACUGGAUCGGCGGUGGCCGUGGUAGAUAUCCUCACCGUCUCCACACGAACUGCGCUGGUGGAAGUGGCUUCUGAGGACGAGCCCGACUACAGAGAAAUAUAUUCUGACCGGACUUUCAGGGCUUAUGGUCGAACCUGUUUCCGGGCCAGCUGUCACGACCGUAUCCAGGACAUUAGACUGCUUGAAUAUCAAGGAGAUUGUCCCAAUCGUAUUUCUGGACUGAGGUCAAGCCUCUGUGACACUUGA